Messenger RNA from Nipponia nippon (crested ibis), 2535 nucleotides. The record is from RefSeq and is a predicted model, not a curated record. Lineage: Eukaryota; Metazoa; Chordata; Aves; Pelecaniformes; Threskiornithidae.
AUGUCCAAGAAGGGCGGCAGCAGCCGGGCUAGGGGGGAGAAGCCGGACGCCUUGGCCGCCUUGCAGGCUGCCAAUGAAGAGCUCAGGGCCAAGCUCACCGACAUCCAGAUAGAGCUCCAGCAAGAAAAGAGUAAGGUCAGCAAGUUGGAAAGAGAGAAAAAUCAGGAAGUUAAGCAGAUCAAAGAGCACGAACAGCAUAAAAGUACAGUGGUGGUAACAGAGCUCAAAGUCAAACUUCAUGAAGAGAAAAUGAAGGAGCUCCAAGCUGUUCGAGAAGCACUUUUGAGACAGCACGAAGCUGAACUACUUAGAGUAAUAAAAAUUAAAGAUAAUGAAAUCCAGAGACUACAGACCCUUCUCAAUGCUGUACGCGAUGGGGCUCCUGACAAGGUGAAAACAGUGCUGCUCACGGAGGCGAAGGAGGAGGCCAAGAAGGGGUUUGAAGUUGAGAAAAUAAAAAUGCAGCAAGAAAUUUCAGAGCUGAAAGGGGCUAAGAAACAAGUGGAAGAGGCUUUAACUAUGGUCAUCCAAGCUGACAAAAUUAAAGCAGCAGAGAUAAGGAGUGUGUAUCACCUGCAUCAAGAGGAAAUCAGCAGAAUUAAGAGGGAGUGUGAGAGAGAAAUUCGUAGACUGAUGGAGGAGAUUAAAUUUAAAGACAGAGCAGUCUACGUGCUGGAGAGAGAGUUAGGGGUUCAAGCCGGGCAUGCUCAGAGACUGCAGCUCCAAAAGGAGGCUUUAGAUGAACAACUUUCCCAGAUCAAAGAGUCUGAUCGGCAUCUGAGCAGCCCCAAGCGGGAACUUCCUUAUGCAAGUGGUGCAGGAGACGCUUCAGAUCAUUCGGGAAGCCCCGAACAGCAGUUGGAUGAAAAGGAUGCCCGGCGUUUCCAACUUAAAAUCGCUGAGCUGAGUGCCAUCAUCAGGAAGCUGGAGGACCGGAACGCGCUGCUGUCGGAGGAGAGAAACGAGCUGUUAAAACGUCUCAGAGAAGCUGAAAGUCAGUAUAAGCCCAUUUUGGACAAAAAUAAACGCCUUAGUAGGAAGAAUGAAGAACUGUCACAUGCCUUACGUCGAAUGGAAAAUAAAUUAAAAUUUGUAACACAAGAAAAUAUAGCAAUGAGGCAAAGAGCUGGAACGAUAAGGAGACCGAGCUCUUUAAAUGACCUUGACCACAGCCAGGAAGAAAGAGAAGUUGAUUUCCUGAGACUACAAGUCAUUGAACAGCAAAAUAUCAUUGAUGAACUCUCCAAGACACUGGAAACUGCUGGCUAUGUGAAGAGUGUCAUGGAACGUGAUAAGCUGUUAAGGUAUAGGAAGCAAAGGAAAAAAAUGACACGAAUUCCUAAGAAGCCGGUUGUGGAGACGUUUUUCGGCUACGAUGAAGAAGCUUCCUUGGAAUCUGAUGGUUCCUCUAUCUCAUAUCAAACUGACCGGACAGAUCAAACCCCUUGCACUCCUGAAGAUGACUUGGAAGAGGGCAUGGCCAAGGAAGAGACAGAACUGCGGUUUCGGCAGUUGACGAUGGAGUACCAGGCUCUGCAACGAGCAUACGCCUUAUUGCAAGAACAGGUCGGAGGAACAUUGGAUGCAGAACGAGAAGUUAAGACACGUGAGCAGCUCCAAGCAGAAAUACACCGAUCUCAGGCUCGGAUAGAGGACCUGGAGAAGGCCCUUGCGGAGCAGGGGCAGGACAUGAAGUGGAUUGAGGAGAAGCAAGCAUUGUAUAGAAGAAAUCAAGAACUGGUAGAAAAGAUAAAACAAAUGGAAGCCGAGGAAGCUCGCUUAAAACAUGAUGUCCAGGACGUUAAGGAUCAAAAUGAGCUCCUGGAGUUCAGGAUCUUGGAGCUUGAAGAGAGAGAACGACGGUCGCCUGCCAUCAAUUUCCAUCACGGUCCUUUUACAGAGGGAAAAAGCCCUCUCCAAGUCUACUGCGAGGCAGAAGGUGUAACAGACAUAGUAGUAGCAGAGCUGAUGAAAAAAUUGGACAUUUUAGGGGAUAACGCCAAUCUGACCAACGAAGAGCAAGUAGUUGUCAUACAAGCAAGGACAGUUCUCACGUUAGCAGAAAAGUGGCUACAGCAGAUAGAAGUGACGGAGUCUGCGCUGCAGCAGAAGAUGCUGGACCUUGAGAAUGAAAAGGAGCUGUUCAGCAAGCAGAAGGGCUACCUGGAUGAUGAGCUCGACUUCAGGAAACAGUCCUUGGACCAAGCUCACAAGCAAAUUCUGGAAUUAGAAGCCAUGCUCUAUGAUGCCCUGCAGCAAGAAGCUGGAGCCAAAAUUUCCGAACUUCUUUCAGAAGAGGAGAAAGAGAAACUGAAGAGCGCCGUAGAGCAGUGGAAGCGGCAGGUGAUGAGCGAGCUCCGGGAGAGGGAUGCCCAGAUCCUGCGAGAAAGGAUGGAGCUCAUUCAGCACGCACAGCAGAGAAUUAAAGAGCUAGAAGAAAGAAUUGAAGGCCAAAAAAGACAAAUAAAAGAGUUAGAGGAAAAGUUUUUAUUUUUGUUUUUAUUUUUCUCUUUAGCUUUCAUUCUCUGGUCAUAG